Sphaeramia orbicularis (orbiculate cardinalfish) is the source of this 1257-nucleotide messenger RNA. Its product is annotated as natterin-3-like. The record is from RefSeq and is a predicted model, not a curated record. The coding region runs from base 49 to 1257 and encodes 402 amino acids. NCBI's taxonomy places the organism in Eukaryota, Metazoa, Chordata, Actinopteri, Kurtiformes, Apogonidae. The transcript is spliced from 3 exons.
GUGCAGAUACACAGCAGAGGCAGCGUCAGUGCAGAGGAACCAGUCCAGAUGCGGUGUUGCAGCGUCGCCUUCGUCCUCGUGGUCGUGCAGUCGUGGGUUCCGGCGCUGCGGUCGGACCUGAUCCUGUACGUCUCACAUCUGGAGGACGGACGAGAACAACCCACCAAGCCAUGGCUCAACCCGUCACUGGAAGACGUCGUCCCGUCUCGGGACGUCGCGAACCCCCCCGUGAUGAAAGAGAUCCUCGACGCUGACUCGCCCUCUCACUCAGUCCCCAUGUUCGGCGAAUACGUCAACCUCAAAUGGGUCACGUGGAACGGCUCCCUCCCCAACGGCGCCGUGGCCAUUUUCAACGGCUACACCGAACGCACCGACUACGUUUGUAAGGUCAACUGCGAGGCCGGCUUCUACACCCCCAGCAAAGGCAGCGUCUGCCAGUACCCCUACGCCGACAAGGAGUACGCAUCCUCCAAAUUCCAAAUCCUGGUCAACGUGGACCACUUUGAGUUCCUGGAGUGGGUGGAGGAUUCGUACGGUUCCGUCCCCGAGUACGCCGUCAGAACCUGCGCCGACGUCGCCAUCUACGUGGGCAAAAACAAGUACGGCCUCGGCAAAGUGGUGACCCAGCACGAGGCCUUCUUCCUGCCCUGGGAGGGGGACGAGUACUGGUACAAGAGCUACCAGGUCCUGGCCAUCAACAGGGGGAGCUACAGCCAGCACAUCUCCCACGUGGAGUACGGCAUCGACCAGAUGGAGCUGUUCCACCACCCGCCGGAGACACUGCAGCUGUCCAAGGUCACCAACCUGGAGUGCAACAGUGUGGAGAAGACGGUGCGGCUGGAGAAGACCAGCACCGUGGAGAAGAGCUGGGACAUCGGCCGAGAAACCCGCAACGGCUCCGUGUCCACCAUGAACGCCAAAGUGCCCAUCCUGGGCCCCGGGACCGUGGACUUCACCAAAGAGCAGAAGGUCACCUUCUCGGAGGGGACGACGCUGGUGGAAUCCAUCAGCCACACCGUCUCCGUGGAGAUCCUGGUCCCGCCCAACCACUCCUGCAGCGUGAGGAUGGACGGCCGCAAGAUGACGGCCGACAUCCCCUUCACCGGCCGGCUGAGCAGGACCAACCACAACGGAGACACCCACUGGACGUCCAUCACCGGCACCUACGACGGCCUGACGGUGGGGGAGAUCAACGCCGUGGUGGAGAGGUGUCAGCCCGUCGCCGACGCCGUUCCCUGCCCCGCCGACGAACAAUGA